AUGACCACCAAGACUUUGGAAAGCCGCUUCGAACAUCUAUCGGUCAAGGACGAGAAUGUAUCAAACAACAGCUUUGGCACCUACGCGAAGAAUAAAGGCUCUCUGUCAACGGCCGUCUCCCUGUCAGGACUUGGGACCACGGCACCGUUGAACAAUAGCGCCAAUCGGUCGAAUUUGCUCAAGCUGGCUCUGCAGAAUACAAACGACAAUAAGGUCAAUUCGAUAAAUAUUAGUUCAUCUCCUACCAAGGGUACACUAUCGCAUCGCAACGUAGAUGAAAACGGUGACCAACGCCAAACAUCGCUUUACGACCAACCAGCACCGAAGAAGCUACAUCUGGGAAUGUUUGAAAUAGGAAAACCCUUAGGUAAGGGUAAAUUUGGUCGUGUCUAUUUAGCCAAGGAACGAUCAUCCGGCUUUGUGUGCGCUCUUAAGGUCUUGCACAAGUCUGAAUUGCAACAGGGUGGGGUGCAAAAGCAGGUCCGAAGGGAGAUUGAAAUCCAGAGCAACUUACGCCACCCGAAUGUUUUAAGACUCUAUGGUCACUUCCAAGACAGCAAGCGGAUUUUUCUGAUUCUUGAAUUUGCCGGCCGGGGAGAACUGUAUAAACACCUGAGAAAAGAGCAUCGAUUUCCAGAGUGGAAGGCUGCUCAGUAUAUUGCCCAGAUGGCCGCUGCUUUGAAAUAUCUGCAUAAGAAACAUGUCAUGCACCGUGACAUAAAACCGGAGAAUAUUCUCGUCGGGAUCCAUGGUGAAAUCAAGAUCAGCGAUUUUGGAUGGAGUGUCCACGCACCCAACAACAGGAGGCAAACAAUGUGCGGAACGCUUGAUUAUCUGCCACCCGAGAUGCUCAAGCCAGGCUCGCAGGACAAUUACUACAGUGAAAAGGUUGAUUUGUGGAGCUUAGGUGUGCUGACUUACGAGUUUUUGGUCGGAGAAGCUCCAUUUGAGGAUACUCCUGUCAUGACACAAAGACGGAUUGCACGAGCAGACAUGACAGUUCCUUCGUUUGUGAGCCCCGAGGCAAAAGACUUAAUCAAAAGAUUACUUGUUCUUGAUCCCGAAAAGCGUAUUUCGCUAGAUGAGAUCCAAAAACACCCUUGGAUACUCAAACAUUGUCUUAAAGACGACCGAGUUACGAAAAGAAGUUCUGGCUCCUCAAAGGAAGUUGAAACCGCAGCCAAACUUCGCCGGGAUGGCCACAAUGUUGUUCUUGUUUCCUCGGGCGCUGUUGGAGUGGGGUUACGGAGGAUGGAUGUCGAAGAAAGACCCGAGAGUUUGCCUCGCAUUCAGGCACUCGCGGCUGUUGGACAAUGUAGACUCAUGAGCCUCUGGGAUGGUUUAUUUUCGCACCUUCGCAUACCAGUAGCUCAGAUUCUCUUGACUAGGAACGACAUAGCAGAUAGAACGCAAUAUGUCAACGCCCAAAAUACCUUUUCACAGCUUUUUGAUAUGGGUGUGAUCCCUAUUGUCAAUGAAAACGAUACUAUAGCUGUUUCGGAAAUCAAAUUUGGUGAUAACGACACACUGUCGGCCAUAACAGCUGCAAUGGUCAAGGCCGACUACCUUUUUUUGAUGACGGAUGUUGACUGUCUUUAUACUGCUAAUCCACGCCACAACCCAAAUGCAAGGCCCAUCGAAGUUGUCUCAGAUAUAUCCUCGUUGGAGGCUGAUGUAUCCUCAGCUGGAUCGUCCCUUGGGACUGGGGGGAUGAGCACUAAAAUUGUCGCCGCAAAAUUAGGAACUAGUGCUGGCGUAACGACGAUUAUCACCAAGAGCUCGAAACCCGGAAACGUUCAUGAGAUUGUAAAAUAUCUCCAGCAGGUUAAGCAAGAAGAACAUGCACCCACAACAAUGAAUGAAGCAGUCACUGAAGUACCCCCUCUGCAUACACGCUUCCUUCCUUCUGAUCAUCCGGUUCAAUCCAGGACAUUCUGGCUGCUCCACGGUCUGAAGCCCCAUGGAGCCAUAUUCAUUGACUACGGCGCAUACAGUGCCCUCCAGAAGAAAGCCAGUCUCCUACCAGCUGGCGUUGUGGGUGUAGAUGGUCAUUUUGCGCAACAGGAAGCAGUACGUCUGGUUGUAGUACAGAGGCUCUCCCCUGAUUCAUUGAAUGGCGAUUUUCUCCACCCCGGCCAGGAGCCCAAAGAGGUUGGGCGUGCACUGGUCAACUACGGCAGCCUCGAAAUCGAGCGCAUCAAAGGGCACAGGAGUACUCAAAUUCAAACUUUGCUUGGAUACGCAGAUAGUGAAUAUGUCGCCCUUCGAGAAAAUAUCUCCUUCUUUCAACAGGAUGAUCCUCCAUGGCGGUAG
This is a messenger RNA of Aspergillus bombycis, 2313 nucleotides long. Its product is annotated as glutamate 5-kinase. Gene Ontology annotation, molecular function: glutamate 5-kinase activity; ATP binding; protein kinase activity. Gene Ontology annotation, cellular component: spindle microtubule; cytoplasm; chromosome passenger complex. The record is from RefSeq and is a predicted model, not a curated record. Lineage: Eukaryota; Fungi; Ascomycota; Eurotiomycetes; Eurotiales; Aspergillaceae. Bases 1 to 2313 code for a protein of 770 amino acids. Gene Ontology annotation, biological process: regulation of cytokinesis; protein phosphorylation; mitotic spindle organization. The transcript has 7 exons.